This is a messenger RNA of Puccinia triticina, 1872 nucleotides long. RefSeq lists its product as uncharacterized. Lineage: Eukaryota; Fungi; Basidiomycota; Pucciniomycetes; Pucciniales; Pucciniaceae. Gene Ontology annotation, cellular component: spliceosomal complex. The record is from RefSeq and is a predicted model, not a curated record. Bases 1 to 1872 code for a protein of 623 amino acids. The transcript has 10 exons.
AUGGACGUCUCCGAACUAUUCACGGCCCCUCCACCCAAGUCAGACCCUACGAAAAAUCCGGUGCUAUCCAACCUCGGCGAGGUUAACGGAGGUUCUGGGAAGCGUAAUCGGCUAUCAGAUGGUGCCCAUCAAUCUACCGCAGAACCGGAUAUUAAACGAGCUAGGGUGGUUACAUCCAAAGGAAAGCAGCGUGCUGAAGACUCCUUUGAAUAUUCAGAAACUUGGAAUGGCGAAGAUGAAGAGGGUGGAAGGUUCUUCGGUGAUGGACUCACGUCAGAGCAGAAGGAAAUCAUUAAUAUCUUGAACCAGGACACAGAAGACCUAAAUGAGGGUCCGCCAGGAGAUUCUACUGGAGUGGAAAAGCUUAAACUCAAGGAAAUCAAGAAACAUUGUUUGAAUCUUGAACGAGCUAUCAACAAAAAUCGAGAAAUGCGCACGAAAUUCGAAAACAACCCCGAAAGAUUUGUGGACUCGGAAUUCGAGCUCUCAGAAAGCAUCGUCAAUCUCUCUCUCCUAACUCAAUGCCCAGCCCAAAGUUAUCCGGAGUUGAAUAGGCUGGGAACACUUGGUAGCUUGGUUGGACUUUUAUCUCACGAGAACGUCGAUAUUACAAUCGCAGUGGUAGAACUCUUACAAGAACUUACGGACGAUGACGUUUUAGAAAAUCAGGAAGAUGAGCAAACAUUAGAAAAUGCAGAAGACAAUUCUCACCUACCAGCCGCCGAGGCCGUCAUGGCGAUGGUUCGCUCUCUGAUCGAUCAGCAAUUACUUGAAAUGCUUGUUUCUACCCUUGUUGACCGGCUCGAUGAAAAUGAAGAGGCGGAACGAAGUGGAUUAUUCCAUUGCUUAGGAUUGAUAGAAAAUUUAAUCUCUCUAGAGCCUUCUUUGUCGGUCAGAUUUGUACAGAAAACACCACUGCUGGAAUACUUAAUGAAACGGAUUCGACCAUCGAAGUCUUCAUCUGAAACCCAAGAUUUGGAGUCGUUGAAGUUUCAGAAUAAGCAAUACGCCAGCGAAAUUUUGGCCAUCAUUCUUCAAAAGGACGAAGAAAAUCGGAACAAACUAAUCGAGUUAGGCGGCAUGGAUACUCUGCUUGAAGCUUUAGCAGUGUAUCGUAAAUGUGAUCCCAAUGAUGCAGAUGAGAUUGAGUUCAUGGAAAAUGUAUUUGAUUCUCUGUGCAGUGUUUUACUUGUACCAGAUCACAAAGUCAAAUUCCUGGAAGGCGAAGGCGUGGAAUUGAUGAUAAUCUUGAUGAAGCGUAAAAAUUUGGCAAAAUAUCGAGCAUUAAAAGUUUUAGAUCACGCCCUUUCCGGUGAUGAGGGAAGCGCAAAUUGUGAAAAAUUUGUUGAUUGUCUAGGAUUGAAAACACUUUUCUCCUUCUUUAUGGGCAAAAAAAACUCAAAGAAAUCUACGUCGACUCAUGAUGAUGAUGAACACAUGCUUGGAAUAAUCGUCUCACUUUUUUUCAACCUCGAAUCCGACAGCCAGCUCCGAUUGAGGCUGUUGACCAAGUUUGUGGAAGAAAGUUAUGAAAAAGUUGAUCGACUGAUCGAAAUCAGAGAAGGUUUUCGGGCCAGAGUACAUCAUUUCAUCGCAAACUCGCCAUUUCUAGAGAAUGAGAUGGACGAAACCGAGAUCUAUCUCAUGAAGCUAGACGCUGGAUUGUUUGCCCUACAGCUAACAGAUGUUAUCAUCGGUUGGCUGUGCAUGGAAGAUGAUGGAGUGAGAGAUCAUUUCAAAAUGUUGCUGAAGCGCAAUGAUCAAGACUUUGGCACAAUCACCGACGAGUUGAAGGUUUAUGCCGAUAGUAUGGGAGAUGGACCUCGCAAAGAAGGAAUCGAACAUCUCAUAACUUACUUAGGAUCGCUAUGA